This is a messenger RNA of Lingula anatina, 1382 nucleotides long. RefSeq lists its product as uncharacterized. The record is from RefSeq and is a predicted model, not a curated record. Gene Ontology annotation, biological process: DNA integration. Gene Ontology annotation, molecular function: nucleic acid binding. Lineage: Eukaryota; Metazoa; Brachiopoda; Lingulata; Lingulida; Lingulidae.
CGUCUUAGCUGUUAUGCACAUCGGUGGAGAUAGCGUUUUACUUUUUUGACUAGAGCACGCGCUUAUCAUAGUUAUGUUCUGAUCAUUAAAAGUCACUAAUUCCCGCAAUGAGUUUCUACGUGACAAUUUCAAUGACAAGCAAAUAAAAUAGAUGUGAAAAAGACUAAAGAAGUUUGCUUAUUCGUAACAGUAGAAACUCAGCGACGAUUUAGUGAAAGAUAGUAGAAACUCAGCGACGAUUUAGUGAAAGACGAUCAGCAUAGUAUUUAGAAAAGAUGGCAACACAAGCAGAAAUGAUACUGCUGCAAGCAGAACUGAAAAGGGUAGAGUCGGAUAUAGACCAAACCAUGUGUGAGUUGGAAAAGCAUUUUAAUUUCACAAAGUCAAAUAUAAAAAAGACAUCUACGCCCAAAAACGCACUAACAUCUUGUGCCCCACUCACUUUGUGUGAGCAAACUACGAUAGCAAAGGAACUCGGUAAACCAAGAAUUCAGAUUCAAGUAUUUGAAGGUGACCCGAUCAAAUAUGUGCUGUUUAAGAGACAGUUCAAAAGUAGAAUCAUAGAAACAUGCGACUCUGAUGAUGAAAAACUGAACUAUCUACUGCAAUACACCAGAGGUGAGCCUCAUGAAAUUACGCUAGGUUUCGCUCACUUAGAUGCAACCAUUGGUUUCAAGGCCGCAUGGAAGGAAUUUGAGAGAAGGUAUGGGGACCAAGAACAGAUUGCGACAUCGUAUAUAAACCGUGCCUUACAGUGGCCAGUGAUAAAGCAUGAUGAUUAUGUCGCAUUAGACAAAUACGGCAUAUUUUUAAGGGAAUGUGAAUAUGCAGUAAAAGAAAUAGAUGCCAUUCCAGUCCUCGAGUAUCCCGAUAACCUUAAGAGGCUAAUGACGAAGCUGCCGCUCAAAUUGCAUGAUAAAUGGAGAAGCAUAGUAUAUGAAAGGAAGGAAAGGGGACAGAAGAUAACCUUUCAGGUUUUCGUCGAUUUUGUGCAGAAAGAAGCACGAAAAUUGGCUGACCCCAUUUUUGGAAAGGUUCCACCGCCACCAGAGAGACCUAUACCAGCACCAAGGAGAAGAGUUCCAGCACAAACAGUACUGUCUAGUGCCUCUGCAUCCAGCAACGAAAGACACGUUCACAAGNGUGACAAGGAGCAAUGUCAUCCUGGCCACAUGGAAGGAAAUGAGAGAAGGUAUGGGGACCAAGAACAGAUUGCGACAUCGUAUAUAAACCGUGCCUUACAGUGGCCAGUGAUAAAGCAUGAUGAUUAUGUCGCACUAGACAAAUACGGCAUAUUUUUAAGGGAAUGUUCCACCACCACCAGAGAGACCUAUACCAGCACCAAGGAGAAGAGUUCCAGCACAAACAGUACUGUACAGUAG